This is a messenger RNA of Mastomys coucha (southern multimammate mouse), 554 nucleotides long. Its product is annotated as cytochrome c oxidase subunit 6B2. The transcript has 4 exons. Gene Ontology annotation, cellular component: mitochondrion; mitochondrial crista; respiratory chain complex IV. The coding region runs from base 152 to 421 and encodes 89 amino acids. Lineage: Eukaryota; Metazoa; Chordata; Mammalia; Rodentia; Muridae. The record is from RefSeq and is a predicted model, not a curated record.
UCCCUGGGGGCCAGCCAAUCCAGCCUGAGGGUCGUAUUUUUCUCGAGUGCUCUUGGGACCAGCCCUCAUUCUCAAGCUAAAGUCACGGGUGGAUUCUGCAGCCCUGGUGUUCCAGCUACGUCGUCUACUUCAGUGAGGAAUUGCUACUUGGAUGUUGGGUGUUCAAGCCCAGAAGCAGCCCCCUCCGGGCGAAUGGUCAACGCCGCCCUUCGACCCGCGCUUCCCUAACCAGAACCAGACACGUAACUGCUACCAGAAUUUUCUGGACUACCACCGGUGUGUGAAGAGCAUGAAUCGCCGCGGAAAGAACACACAACCCUGCGAGUACUAUUUCCGUGUAUUCCAUUCACUGUGUCCCAUCAGCUGGGUGCAGCGCUGGAAUGAGCAGAUCAAGCAGGGAACUUUCCCCGGCAAAAUCUGACCUUGCACUUGAGCGCUGCUCCCCUGGCAGCAUCAACCCCUAGUGACCACUGUCCUUUCAUCAAGCCCCAGCCUGAGUUACCCCCCUCCUCCACUUUGUCUUUAUGCCACAAAUAAAGCUAUGGUGCUGCUAA